Messenger RNA from Fomitopsis serialis, 392 nucleotides. RefSeq lists its product as uncharacterized. NCBI's taxonomy places the organism in Eukaryota, Fungi, Basidiomycota, Agaricomycetes, Polyporales, Fomitopsidaceae. The record is from RefSeq and is a predicted model, not a curated record. Bases 57 to 392 code for a protein of 111 amino acids. The transcript is spliced from 4 exons.
CGACAAGCCUCGCUUCUCUUACGAGCCUCCGAGUCAGUACUCAGUCCUCAGCCAACAUGUCUCAAAUCAACCUGCAGAUCACGUACUUCGUCUGGGCUCCGGACAGCAAAGUCGGCGACGUCAUGCAGAAACGUAAGGCCGUCGACAGCGAGCAUAACGAGUGGAUGGAGGCCCGCCGCGCGGAUGGCAUCCUCCAGUUCGGUGGUGCGAUCUUGAACAAGGACGAGAAGUUGCCGCUCACGGUUGUUCCCGACAUCGCUGGGACCUUGCUGAUCGUCAAGGCCGACAGCCUGGAGGCUGCACGCAAGCUCAUUGAACAGGAGCCGUACUACAAGGCCGGUGUGUGGGACACGAGCGACAUCAAGAUCGGACCUGUCCUUUCCAGGGCUUAG